UUAAAGCUUUACCUCGCGACAGCAGGUGAGGUCAAACGCGUUAAAAAAAAAAGGGGGAGGACCUAGCGGACGGUCAGGUGGAAAUAAGCUUUUUAUCUGCCAAGUCGGGGACAAAUGGACGAGAACAAAACGGUUUUGGUGGAGAGCCUCAUAAUAUGGCUACAGACAUUCAACACGUCUGCACUGUGCACAACAGUAGAGGACCUGACCACAGGAGCUGCCAUAUCACAGGCUUUACAUCAAAUAGACCCGUCGUGGUUCACUGACGGAUGGCUCGCUCGCAUCAAAACAGACGUGGACGACAACUGGAGGCUGAAGUUGAACAACCUGAAGAAGAUCCUGCAGAUGGUGCUAGAGUAUUACAACGAGGUCUUGGUCCAAGGGCUCUUUGGCUUCCCCCUGCCAGACGUGGCCCUGGUUGCUGAGCACUCGGACCCUGUGGAGCUGGGCAGGCUGCUGCAGCUCGUCCUGGGCUGCGCCGUCAAAUGUGAGCGCAAGCAAGAAUACAUCCAGAUCAUCAUGACGCUGGAGGAGUCCGUGCAACACGUCGUCAUGGCAGCCAUCCAGGAGCUAUUACAUAGAGAGACCAUGACCCCCUUAGGAGCAGAACUGUCUGGGGACCUGGAACAGCAGCUCAGAAAAGCUCUGGAGGAACUUACGGAACUUUCGUCAGAGAAGGAAGCGCUCGCGCAACGCUGCCAGGAGUUGGACCAGCAGGUGGCCAUUCUCCAAGAGGAGCAUAACAUCCUGCUGGCCGAGAACGAUGUCCUGACCGACCGAGCCAAUCAGCUGGACACCUUCGACGAUCCCAACACGCCGUCGGGCAGGAAGCACAGCCAGUUACAGCAGCAGCUGGAAGCGUUGCAGGAGGAGAACUUCAGGUUGGAGGCUGCCAAGGACGAUUACAGGAUCCACUGCGAGGAGCUGGAGAAGCAGCUGGUGGAAGUCCAGCACCGCAACGACGAGCUCACCGGCCUGGCGGAGGAGUCCCGAUCGCUCAAAGACGAGCUGGACGUCCUCAGGAAUUGUUCCGACCGGGUGGUGAUGCUGGAGGCCUCGGUGGAGACGUACAAGCGAAAGCUGGAGAACCUGGGGGACCUGAAGAGGCAGAUGAAGCUUUUAGAGGAGAACAACACCAUCUACAUGCAGAACACCGUCAGCCUGGAGGAGGAGCUGCGCAAGGCCAACGCCGCCCGUGCGCAGCUGGAGACGUACAAGCGCCAGGUCCAAGAACUCCACAGAAAGUUGUCGGACGAGACGAGGCGAGCGGACAACCAGGCCUUUGAGAUGAAGAAGCUGGAGGAGAAACACGAGUUGGUGGUGAAGGAGAAAGAGCGCGUCAUCGUGGAAAGAGACUCCCUGAAGGAACUCAAUGAGGAACUUCGGUGCACCCAAGCGCAGCAGCGCCAGCUCUCCCAAGCAGGGAUGCUUCCUUGCAGGAGCCCCAGCCACGAUAACCUGGCAGCAGAAUUGAUCCCCGUCGAGCACAGAGAGAAGUUCAUCAGGCUUCAGCACGAGAACAGGAUGCUGAGAGUGCAGCAGGAGGAGAUUGAGCGGGAGAAGAUCGCCUCUCUGCAGGCUCAGCUGGAGGAUGCGCACAAGAGUCACAGCCAACUGGACACAGAGAACAGAUUGAGUCGCCAGCGGGUCAGCGAGCUACAGCAGCAGGUUGAGGAUCUCCAGAAGGCUCUGCAGAGUCAGGCCGUCAAGCCCGAUGACUCAAACCUGAAGCGGAAACUGGAUGCGCACAUGGUCCAGCUGAAUGAGGCUCAGGACGAAAUAAUGAAGAAGAAAGAACUGCUGGAGGACCUGCAGCCCGACAACACUCAGAACUCGUUAAAGGUGGACGAGCUCAUGGCUGCACUGAAGAAGAAGGAUGACGACAUGAGGGCCAUGGAGGAAAGGUACAAAAUGUACCUGGAGAAAGCUCGCAAUGUGAUCCGAGCUCUCGACCCUAAACUGAACCCUGCCACCGCUGAGAUCCACGCUCUGAGGAACCAGCUGGCAGACCGAGACAAGCAAAUCCUCAACCUUGAGCGUCAGUGCGAGCAGGCCCGACUGCGCGAAUAUGAGGAGAAGCUGAUCGUCUCGGCUUGGUACAACAAGAGUCUGAACUUUCAGAAGCUGGCCAUCGAGUCGCGUCUCGGCGGCCGCGUCGGCUCCGCGCAGUCCCCCGGCCAGUCCUUCUUGUCCCAACAGCGGCAAGUGUCCAACGCCCCUCGCCGGGCGCUCUCCAUCAGCGUGCCCAGCGCCACCUCCAAAUAGAGGCACUCGGAGCCACGUGCCUCCCCUUAUUUAGCUAAAACGGUGGUUCCCAACCUUUCUUGAGCCGAGGCACAUUUUUUUUUUUUACUCGAAGAACCUCACAGUACGCCACCAAACAAAAAUGUCACAAAAAAUAUACAGUACACACUGCUCAUGAAAAGUUAGCGAUUUGGGCGUCGGGGGGAAAUUUUAGCAUGAACCUCAAAUGCACUUCCUGACCCCGCAUAUUCACAGUCCAGCAUUUGCAAAUUCACAUUCACGGACGUAUUUGGCCGGAACUUAUCCUGUGUUGCUUGCUGAAAAAUUCCCCCUUCAAAAUUCACACAAAAGUAUUGCUUUGUAGGCAUCUUUGUGCCAAGGAACUAUGUUGAGUGAGUUGAGGAGUUUCAUUUAGACAAAAGUAGCAUCUACAGGUAAUUGUAAACCUUUUUAGAGGGUUGGAUUUCCUCUAUUUGUGGUCGGGCUUGGAACAAUUUGGUGAAAUUGGCUCAUUUCCCGCGACACACUGCCGCGGCUUAAGUGGUUGGGAAUCACUGAGCUAAUCACCCUCAAGUGACCUUAAACACGUCAGCACCUGGGGGUCUGGUGAAGGAUGAGGCCGACGAGUACUCUGAUGACGGGACUCGAGGCCGCCCAGCUUAUCCGACAUUAGCCAGAACGUCGGGAAUGUUUUCCCACGCUGACUGAAUGGAAUGCUCACAACCUUUAAAUACUUAACAGAAGGAGGUCCAAGCUCCAUUUCUGUCCAUGGUGACACAUGGCCCGUUUGGUAGAUUUGGUGCCGGCCAGUAAGUUACUUAUGUAUGUAGCGAUGCGUAACAAUAUAAAAGUUGAUCUAAUGACUGACGAACAAUCAGGAGGCCAGAAAUCCAGCAUGUGUCAUGUUAUUAGACAUGGAGUUGCACUGCUAAUGUUAUGUGAAUUGAACACCAGCGUUUUUAUCCAAGCGGGCCACACAGGAUUGAGCUAAUUCAUACAAGUUAUAAUGCGAACACGACAGUUGAAAUCAUUAAGCAUAGUUUUGAAUCACGGGUGUUGACGCUCUGGGGUUUGUUUAGGUGCUUUAAUCUGACACAAGGCAGGCUCGUCCUGUCCGGAUGUGUUAAUAUGCAAAUAUGCCUAGUGCAGAUUCUUGUAUGUUAUCAAAUAGCACAGUGCACUUAAGUAUAUGUAAUUUUGGGGGGUAAAAAAAAAUAAUAAAAAUGUUUGAAUGAAAUGUUUUAAAGCAAUAUUGUGAAUAAAUUAAGCGCUUUUCUGAAA
Molecule: messenger RNA, 3525 nt
Organism: Phyllopteryx taeniolatus (common seadragon)
Lineage: Eukaryota; Metazoa; Chordata; Actinopteri; Syngnathiformes; Syngnathidae
Gene: hook1
Product: hook microtubule-tethering protein 1
Exons: 22
Coding region: 115-2265 (716 amino acids)
Biological process (GO): cytoskeleton-dependent intracellular transport; cytoplasmic microtubule organization
Cellular component (GO): centrosome; cytoplasm
Molecular function (GO): dynein light intermediate chain binding; microtubule binding
Source: RefSeq, a predicted model, not a curated record